UCCUCGCCGGCAGACGCGUCCCAGCAACAUGAAGUCCCUUGUUUUCGCCGCCAUGCUGGCCGUGGCCUCGGCUGCCCCCCAGUUCAACAACUACAACUCCGCCCAGAAGUCGGUGUACAGCAAGCAGCAGUACGAGGAGCCCGUCGUGCAGCAGAAGGCGUCGGUGAGCCAGUACGUGCAGCCCAGCAAGCCCGUGCUGCCGCCCAUCGCCAUCACCAGCUUCGAGCGCAACGUGCAGCCCGCCGGCGACUACCAGUUCAGCUACGGCACCGAGCACGGCAUCAACAUCCAGGAGGACGCCAAGAUCAAGGAGAUCCGCGACGAGAAGAACGAGCCCCACCACGUGCCCGCCGUCACCGGCUCCUACUCGUACGUCGGCGACGACGGCCAGACCUACACCGUCAACUACAUCGCCGACGAGUUCGGCUUCCGCGCGUCCGGCGCCCAUCUGCCCAACCCGCCGGCCGUCCCCGCCGACAUCGCCAAGGCCGUCAAGACCCUGCCCCCGCUGCCCAAGGACGAGCCCGUCCAGCAGGUGCAGCAGGUGCGCCAGCCCGCCUUCCAGCAGUACCAGCAGCAGCAGAGCCAGCAGAGGUACCAGCAGUACAAGCAGUUCUAAGUACCUGACACUCCCCCUUCCCCUCAACUGUCCUUUCUAAUGUAAAUAAUUUAUUAAAAUAAAAACAGAAAACACGAAAA
Molecule: messenger RNA, 699 nt
Organism: Thrips palmi
Lineage: Eukaryota; Metazoa; Arthropoda; Insecta; Thysanoptera; Thripidae
Product: endocuticle structural glycoprotein SgAbd-2-like
Exons: 4
Coding region: 29-619 (196 amino acids)
Cellular component (GO): chitin-based extracellular matrix
Molecular function (GO): structural constituent of chitin-based larval cuticle
Source: RefSeq, a predicted model, not a curated record